Messenger RNA from Torulaspora delbrueckii, 2313 nucleotides. RefSeq lists its product as uncharacterized. The coding region runs from base 1 to 2313 and encodes 770 amino acids. Gene Ontology annotation, molecular function: DNA-binding transcription factor activity, RNA polymerase II-specific; RNA polymerase II cis-regulatory region sequence-specific DNA binding. The record is from RefSeq and is a predicted model, not a curated record. Gene Ontology annotation, cellular component: chromatin. Gene Ontology annotation, biological process: regulation of transcription by RNA polymerase II. Lineage: Eukaryota; Fungi; Ascomycota; Saccharomycetes; Saccharomycetales; Saccharomycetaceae. The transcript has a single exon.
AUGCCUACCAAUUCUCAGUCACAACAGAAAAAAUAUAUUUGUUCGUAUUGUGGUAAGCCUUUCUCAAGGUCGGAACAUAAAGCUAGACAUGAAAGAUCACAUACUGGUGUGAAACCAUUUGAGUGUAAAGUCUGCCGACAUUCGUUCGUGCGACGUGAUCUGCUACAGAGGCACAUACGUACGGUUCACCGGGAACUAUUGCUGGUGGAGAGUAGCUUGGAGCCUGCGGCUGGUUCGUCCAAGGGUGAUUUGAUGUUGGAAUUGCGGGUCAAUUCUAUGAUCAAAGUUAGUGGGGACGAUAAAAGAGUUGACAAGUGCAGGCCAUUGGUCUAUGUGCCAGACAAAGGUGCCAAGCGUAAGAGAAGGCGCAGGGAAGAGUCAGAAGUGUUGUCACAGGAAACCAUCAAUGCGGUAUGCGACUUGGUUAAGGAUGCUGUAGGUGCAGAUUCUGUAACGAAAUUGUACGCACGAGGCAUGGAACAUCUAACGGAGAGGAAUGUGUUUGUUCACAGUGUGAUGUCACACUCCGGUACCUUGCUCGCGGCAACGAUCGCCUGUUUGGGUUCUUAUUUAGAGUGUUCUGAAGACAAGGCGAGUGAUUUGUGGCAUGUAUGCUGGAACAAGUGCCUACAGGAGUCCUCGCUUGUGUCGAUGAAUUUGCUGGUGCACGCAUUGUUAUUGUUUAGCCGCCAUCAUCAUACCGAGGCGGGGAUACGUCACGUGUUCAUAUCGUAUCAACAAGUUUUUACCGAGUAUAUCAAGGAACCUAAAGAUAAAUUCGAUCACGAUGAGACUUGGCUCAUAUUCCAGAUCUGGGUAUCAUUGCUCCGAGCUUUGAACAAGUCAAACAGCUUGUCCGGUUCGAUAUACGAAUGGUUCUUGCAACAAAAGGUAUCAAAUGACUGUACUUUAAAAGAUUUGGUCUUCCAAGUAGUACUGAACAACAACAAAUGGCACUUAACCACUUUGAAUUUGGUCGCUGAUGCAUUGUAUUGCGAUUGGAUCAUUGAGCACUUGCAAUUCAAAGAUCCUCAAGACUACCACAAUGCUAUCAUGAUGCUCAACAGGAAGUUUGCGCAAGAUUCUGUUGUUCCUAAUGAUGUUUUGCACAAGCUAAACUUGAUUGACUUGCCCACAAAGUUUUCAUCUUCCUUGUCGCAAUAUUUGAUCCCCGUACAGUCUGAGAGCCACUGGUUACUGUUGGAGACAACUUGGUUCAACCUCAUUAAAGCGUUCAACGUUAAACAAGACAAUGAACGUUGGUUUAUGGACUCCAUGGCUGAGUUCCCUACAAUCUUUAUCGAUUCAGCAAUGAUCAACGAGAUUUUUAUCAAAUGUUGUUUGCCAAUAUUCCCAUUGAUUGAAAAUCCGAACGGGUUAAACGCAAGAUACGUUUCCCUAAUAUCCGACGUGGUCAUUUUCCUUGUAAGGUUAUUCGAGUUUGAAUUAUCUAUCAGCAACAACAAAUACUGUCCACAUAGACUUAUUGGACUUUUGAAAAAUCCCAUGAUACAACUUUUGAUCUUCGUCGGCUACCGUUUAACCAGUCGACGUGGUCAUACACAGCAGGAGAGUAUAGCAAUUGAUCAUUUUAUCAACAGGUACGUGAUCAAUUGCAAUGAACUCUUAGACAAAUACACACAAGAAGAAUUGACCCAUAAUUUAUUCGACUCCCAAUCAAUUGCAUAUGUCGGUUUCCACGAAUUGGUCCAGUCGUUUGUCACCUAUUUGAAAGAAUCCAUCAUUAAGGAAAGAUUGAUGAGGAUUCCACAUCUCAAUCAUGACAUCAAAUUGCAUCUAUUCGAUUUUUCACAAAGGCAUUAUGAUCACCAUAGUCAUCAGUUAUCAGAACUGCAGGCGGGAAGAAGGCUCACAGAGACAUGGAAUUCGCCACAACAGCCCAUCUGGAUGUAUUCACCACAGUCGUCACGUUCCAUGUCCAUAGACUCCUCGACAAAUGAUCAUCGGCAGUCCAUUACAAGUGUGAGUAUGUCAAAUUCCGUCAGCAUGGAAUCUUCGACUUUUGGAGAUCCCAAUAUUGUGCUGCCACGGUUGAACAUUAGCGCUGUGCGCAGAUCAAGCAAUGAAACUGCGCAACAUCCCAAUUACUACAUGUAUGAACCUGCUGACCCAAUGUCUAGUCAAAGGACUCCAACUCAUGGUAGACCAACGUUUACCAAUCCAAAAUUUUCUAAUAUGGAUGGAGUUUUCCUAGACAAUAGUCAUAAUGUAGAGACAAGUCCAAGAACGGUGACGAACUCAACGGUCAAAUUACCUCCGCCGUCAGAGUUAUUUGGUGUAUCUUCAAAAUAA